Solea senegalensis (Senegalese sole) is the source of this 3299-nucleotide messenger RNA. RefSeq names its product glutathione hydrolase 5 proenzyme-like. The transcript is spliced from 12 exons. Gene Ontology annotation, cellular component: plasma membrane. Gene Ontology annotation, biological process: leukotriene D4 biosynthetic process; inflammatory response; glutathione catabolic process. Lineage: Eukaryota; Metazoa; Chordata; Actinopteri; Pleuronectiformes; Soleidae. Bases 98 to 1777 code for a protein of 559 amino acids. The record is from RefSeq and is a predicted model, not a curated record. Gene Ontology annotation, molecular function: leukotriene-C(4) hydrolase activity; glutathione gamma-glutamate hydrolase.
GGGUGCACACACACACGUGAGACAGUGCAUCCUGGACUGAGCUUCUGCAACAGCUCCAGUUUCUUCAAGUGCAGCUUCUCCCACCUCAGAAAGAGACAUGGCUAAGUGUAAGCCGUGGCUGCUGUGCUGUUUUGUCGUGGUGUGUUUAACAUGCGUGGUUUCGCUCGUGUGCGUGUGGGUCGCUUUACUGGAAGCUGGACGAUGUUCCAGCGGCAGCUUCAGGCGCGCGGCUGUGUCUGCAGACUCGCAUCUUUGCUCAGACAUCGGCAGGACCAUGCUCCAGCAGGGAGGAUCAGCAGUAGAUGGCGCCAUUGCAGCUCUUCUGUGCACGUCCGUGGUCAAUCCUCAGAGCAUGGGGAUUGGUGGAGGGUCUAUAGUAACCAUACGAAAUAAAACAGGCGGCGUUCAAGUGUACAACUUCAGAGAGACGGUGCCACGGUCAUUCAAACCAAAUCUGUUAAACGACUGUUCCAAACACAGGAUCAACAUAGGCAGCCAGUGGAUCGGCGUUCCUGGGGAACUGCGUGGCUAUGAAGCCAUUCACAAACGGUAUGGGAAGCUGCCUUGGGCUAAGCUGUUUGAGCCAACCGUCAAACUGGCCAGAGCGGGCUUACCUGUGUCGGACCUGUAUCUGGCACGGCUCCUGAAUCAUACGCUUGUGAAAGGCCUUGUGGAAAAUUCACCUCUCUGUUCUUUGCAAAUUUUGUGCAAGAAUAAGACUAUUCUGAGCAAAGGAGACAUCCUCAAGUUUACCAAACUUGCUGAUACCAUGGAAACCAUUGCAGAGCAGGGGGCAGAUGCCUUCUACAUGGGCAAGAUAGGACAUGACUUGAUCCAAGACAUACAAGCUGCAGGUGGGACGUUGAAAAUGGAGGAUCUGAAGUCGUUCCAAGUGCGAGAGCAGGAUGCUUGGACAGUCCCUUUAGGGGAUUUCCAAAUGCACCUCCCGCCACCGCCUGCUGGAGGCGCCCUGCUCGGCUUCAUUCUCAAACUGAUGAAAGAGUUUUCCUUCACCCCGAACUCUCUGGACGGUGACCACAAGAUUCAGAUGUACCAUCAUUUCAUAGAGGCACUCAAAUUUGCAAAUGGACAAAAAAACACGAUAAGGGAUUCUUUCCUACAUAAAGGACAGAGUGCGCAUCAUUUGAUUGAUUCCUCCUUCAUCAGUCGCAUCAAAAAGAUGAUUUCUUCAAACUGCACCCAUGACAACCACUACUACAAUGUCACGCCUUCCCCCGAUCACGUGGGGACGACACACGUGUCAGUCCUGGAUGAGGAUGGACUGGCAGUCUCUGCCACCAGCACCAUAAACCAAAUAUUUGGAGGAGCCAUAUAUUCCCCACAGACGGGCGUCAUCCUCAACAAUGAACUGUCUGACUUUUGUGGCAGAACAGACACAGUGAGUGCAGGGGAGCAGCCUCCCUCCUCAAUGACUCCUGUGAUACUGGAGUCAAAGUCUGGAGAACUCCUUGUGAUAGGUGGAUCAGGAGGAAGUUUGAUCCCCACUGCAAUGGCCUCGUCCAUAAUACAUCACUUGUGGCUGGGGAUGAAUCUGGAAGAUGCCAUCGCUGCUCCGAUAGUGUUCGUUGAUUCAAAGAACAAUGUGAAUUUUGAGCUUGGUUUUGACAAGUCUGUGAAAAAUGGCCUCUUAGGUUUGGGACACAAAGAAGGAGACUGGAAAUUCUUCUUAAACGUCGUCAGUGCCGUGAAAAAAGAGAAAGGCUGCAUCGUGGCUGAGUCGGACAAAAGGAAGAUGGGCGUGGCCUCUGGAUACUGACCACACAGACUACAGUGAUGCAACACAUUUCUUUUAAAAAUCUGCCCGUAGGACUUACUCAAACAUUUGCCUUAGAAUAAUAAAUGUGCCACAUCCCUGACAACAAAAUGUGAGUCACAAACAAAAGAACACCACUCUUGGUUAUAUGAACACAUGUAUACACUCGCACAGCAGCUUUGUAGAUAAGUGUUCCUUCCUGUUAGAGAUCUAGUUUGGUCAUUGGUCAAAUUAAAAGGAGAAAAGUGUUAUAAGUCUCAUCAUCAGACCACAUAUAGAUGUGAUGCUUCACGUUCUAUAAUUUUUCUAUAUUUCUAUCUACAUUUCUUUCAUGGUAUUUGGAAUAGUUUGAAAAAGUCCAUUGACACUUUAGCCUCUACGCCUCGGUGUUUCUCGCCAAAUGAUGCUCACAGGAACUUUGUCUAUGUUGGCUUUGUUUCCUUUUCCACUCCCUACAUCAUGGUUAUUCAUACAAGUUAUCAAACAUCUUGAGGGAAUAGUUCAGGUUUUUAUAAAGUACUGACACAUAGUCAGUGUGUGUGUGUGUGUGUGUGUGUGUGUGUGUGUGUGGGUAAUCACCUUGAAAUAUUAAUUCUUUCCCGCUCAACACCUGGUCUCCAGCAGAGACACAAGAGAAAACAGAUUUUAGCCACUCAACUAAAAGUUAACCUAAGAAAAUGAUGUGCUCUACUUAAGUCCAAAAUAUUUUUUUAAGAGAAUGCUCAGACAGGCUUUUUUUAUAAACUGAAAACUGAAGUUUGUUCGCAUACCAAAGUCCAUAGAGAAAAGCAGCUAUUUUAAAUCAUGGCACAGUAAGUUUAAAUGUGUUAUGUUGUGACUUGAAAAUACUUUUUCAAAUGCCUUUUUUAGAUUUUCUCUAUGGACUUUGAUGCAGGAAAAAAUAGUGGUUCACAAAUUUCAGUUUCCAAUUGGAAAAGGCUGUGUGUGUGUAACUUUAAUGUAAAACAACCUUCUUAAGAUAUCCUAGAUUUAUGCAGGCAAGGAUUUUAUGAGUUAAGUCUAUUCUGUAAAUCACUUAAAUCAUAUUUCCCUUGUGUUCUCAGUGUGACUCUGCCUCUUACUUAAAUAAAACCUGCUGCUGAGAUAAUGCUUUAAUAUAGCAUAGGAUUACACGUUCCUGACUCUUCCUGACUGUUGUGUGUUGUGAGACAAAGCCAAACUUCUGAAAAGUUGAAAAGUGAAAGUUUCUGUCCUGUUUACGUCGAACAGUUUUACUGUGACUUUCCUGACUGACAUGAGGUAAAUGUUCUAAGCAGAAACCUUUUACUGUGACCUUCUCUCUAAAUGUGCGACAGCUUUUAUUGAUCUUCUACAGCAAAUCUUCCUUCAAAGAUUAAGAAAAGUUGUCAGUCAGUCAGUCAGUUUUUUUAUUUUUUUUGCACUGUGAAUAUGUAAUUUGACAUUCUGUCUACUUUUAUAUGUAAAUAUUUUUUUAAAGGCUCUGCAUAACUCUGCAAACUGCAUAUUUUUAUGCCGCUACAAUUAAAACAAGUCCAAAACUAAA